Messenger RNA from Xenia sp. Carnegie-2017, 1201 nucleotides. RefSeq names its product ribosomal L1 domain-containing protein 1-like. The record is from RefSeq and is a predicted model, not a curated record. The coding region runs from base 219 to 1043 and encodes 274 amino acids. The transcript has 6 exons. Lineage: Eukaryota; Metazoa; Cnidaria; Anthozoa; Malacalcyonacea; Xeniidae. Gene Ontology annotation, cellular component: 90S preribosome.
AUCAAGUUUCUUUGAAAGUUAAAAAAUGCCCCCGCGAUGUGGUGUGUACUAGAGGAAAUAAAUACCUGUACUUAUCAAAUUUUACUGUCACUUAGGUUUCAGUAGGUUUCCCCCUCGCCUAAAGUGAAUUACUACCCCCUCCUGUUUUGUAUUAACGACAUUAACAUGAAGUAUAUCGAAAGCCCACGUGUAAACCACGUGUUUCGUCGCAAAUAAAUAUGGCGGUUGUUCGCACGAGUAGUUUGGAGAAUGACCAGGUCGAAAUGGCCGUUCGUGCGUUGAUGAAAUAUUUGGAAAAAAAGAAAAGCAAGGAAGCGAGUUUAUUGAAUGAAAGUGAAUUAAUUUGGCUUCAAAUUUCUUUAAAGAAAAUUCCUCAACUAGAUAAGAAGCCAAAGCGAAUACCUUUACCAAAACCCCUUUAUAAGCAUAUGAGUGAUGUUUGUCUAUUUACAAAAGAUAAAUCAUCCAUUGUAAAAGAAAUGCUUGGAAAGAAAGGAGUUUCUUCGAUCACAAAGGUUAUUCCAAUCUCAAAAAUAAAAACACAUUAUAAGUCGUACGCCUCGAGACGGCAGCUCCUUGGAAUGUAUGAUGUGUUUUUGAGUGAUGAUAGGAUUUAUCACUUGCUAUCUAAAAGACUGGGAAAGGAAUUUUAUCGCAAAAAAAUGUUUCCUCAACCUGUUGAUUUCAGAAAGAAAGAUUUGAACAACGAAAUUGAGAAAGCUUUAAAUUGUACUUUAGUUUCAUUUGGUCAAGGCUCUUGUAGUGCUGUUCGUAUUGCUCACACUGGAAUGACUUGUGAAGAUGUAAUACUUAAUGUUAUGGAAGCUGUUCAAUGCAUUGCUAAAAUAAUACCACGUGGUUGGUCAAACAUCCAGUCGAUGAAUAUCAAGUCAGCCAACUCGAUAGCCUUACCUAUAUAUACUUCGUUGCCAAAUAAUAUUGAUGUGAUUGAAAAAAAUUCACAAUCUAAAAAGAGAAAGACAGAGGAUGUUAAAAAGGGAAAAGGGACAAAGAAACGUAGAAUCAAAGAAGUCAGCAGCUAAAGAAAUUUUGUUGUGGCUUCAGCAUCAGGAUUGAGCAGAAGAUUUUUUUACAUGUAUAAUUGAUGUGGUACAGUGCAUUUACCAUUAUAAUUCAGCACAAAUUUAAACGUUGUAUUUUGUCCCUUUUACAUGAAAAAUAAACAUUACAUAAAAGAAAA